This is a messenger RNA of Lolium rigidum, 521 nucleotides long. RefSeq names its product defensin-like protein CAL1. NCBI's taxonomy places the organism in Eukaryota, Viridiplantae, Streptophyta, Magnoliopsida, Poales, Poaceae. Gene Ontology annotation, biological process: defense response. The transcript has 2 exons. The record is from RefSeq and is a predicted model, not a curated record. The coding region runs from base 225 to 467 and encodes 80 amino acids.
GCUUGAUCGGCCGGUUGUCCUGGACCUGGUUCACGGAGGCAUGGUAGCAAUUGAUGCAGUUAAACACCACUAGCCAACCACCUCAGAUCUGCCUAUAAAAUCCCCCACCAGCUUCCAUCCUGCAAGUCCAUCAACGUAGCAGCAGUAAGCAAGCGAAAGCAGUGAGCUCGAUCGCUUAGUGAUCUUCCACUCCCCACUCCUAGUCUCCAUCGGCCCAAGCAGAGAUGGCACUUUCUUCUCGCCGUGUGGCCGCGUCCGCCGCCCUCCUUCUCCUCCUCCUCGCCACAGAGCUGGGGACGACGACGGUGGCGGAGGCGAGGACCUGCAUCUCGCAGAGCCACAACUUCAAGGGCGCCUGCCUGAGCAGCACCAACUGCGCCAGCGUCUGCAGGACGGAGAACUUCCCCGACGGCGACUGCAAGACUCGGAGCUUCCAGCGCAAGUGCUUUUGCAUCAAGAACUGCUGAUGGGCUAGCGCUCUGCCGACCGGCCGCCGGCGGCGACCUCCGCUUCUACUCCUG